This is a messenger RNA of Vigna unguiculata (cowpea), 1410 nucleotides long. RefSeq names its product ribosome biogenesis protein BRX1 homolog 1-like. Lineage: Eukaryota; Viridiplantae; Streptophyta; Magnoliopsida; Fabales; Fabaceae. Gene Ontology annotation, biological process: ribosomal large subunit assembly; rRNA processing. Gene Ontology annotation, cellular component: nucleolus. Gene Ontology annotation, molecular function: rRNA binding. The record is from RefSeq and is a predicted model, not a curated record.
UGUUUAUAAAGGCCCAGCUUAAAGCAAACUAGAGAAACCCUUUGCCGCCAUUGCCGCAACUCAUUCAUUCAUUUAUCGCCACCACCGGCGAAAUCCCAAACCAGUUUUUCUAUCAUCUCUUUCCACAGCAGAUUUUGAAGCAGAAACAUGGUGAAGAAGAGAAAGCGCAGUGAUAGUAGUGAAGUUGUUGCACAGCCCAAAAAGGAAGAUGCUGCUCCAGAGAGACCAGCGAGGACCCUUCUGGGUUGGAAGGAUAAGAGUCAAGUCACUGAUGAAGUAGAUGACAAUAAUGUUGCUUCACCAAAAUUCAGGAACAAGGAGAAGGUUUUGGUCACUUGCUCUAGGCGCAUCAGUUACAGGUACCGACAUUUGAUGUUGAACUUGGUGUCACUUUUGCCGCAUUGCAAGAAGGAUAGCAAGGUUGAAUCAAAAGAAACUAAAGGCGCUACCCUUAACGAGCUUGUGGAGCUCAAAAGUUGUUCCUCAUGUUUAUUUUUUGAGUGCAGGAAGGGAAAAGAUCUUUAUCUCUGGAUGGCCAAAUGCCCCGGUGGCCCAUCUGUAAAGUUUUUAGUUAGUGCAGUGCAUACAAUGGAGGAGUUGAAGCUCACGGGAAAUCACCUAAAGGGUUCUCGUCCACUUUUGACGUUUUCUGCAAAUUUUGAAAAAGAUGCACAUUGGAAACUGUUAAAGGAGAUGUUGUUACAGAUAUUUGAAAUACCAAAGGACCAUCGAAAAGCUAAGCCCUUCCAUGAUCAUGUUUUUGUUUUCUCAAUAGCUGAUGACCAUAUAUGGUUCCGGAAUUACCAGAUUUCUGUUCAUCAUAAUGAAUCAGACAAAUUACCAAGGGGAGGCCUUGAUAAAAUGACAUUGAUUGAGGUCGGUCCACGGUUCUGCUUGAACCCAAUCAAAAUAUUUGGUGGCAGUUUUGGUGGCCCAACAUUGUAUGAGAAUCCAUUCUAUGUAUCUCCAAAUCAGAUUCGAGCUUUGGAGAAAAAGAAGAAGUCUGGAAAGUUUGCUAAGAAGGUCAAAGCAAAGACAAGGAGGAAAAUGCAUGAGAUGUCUAAUCCUUUGGAGCCUGAUGAGUUUGCAGAUAUGUGGAAAGAUUGAUUUUAAUUACAGCCACAUCUAAAGAGUAAGAAAAAAAAAUCAUAUGCCACCUUAUAUCCAUUCAUCAUGAGAUGGAACAUUUGGUUGGCAGCUAUAGCCUUUGAUGUGAAUUGCUCUAUAUGUUCAGUUGGAGAUAUAGGUUGUACUUCUGUUUAUCCUCCAUAGCAUGUAAGGGAGACUUUUUUAUUCUUAAAUUUUAUUUUCUGUAAUUCAUGCGGGGGCUUGUUGUCUUAUCAAACAUUGAUUUGUUGGAAAUUAAAUUUUGGUAGAGAAGAUUUCAGUUGAGUUUGAGAUUGGUUUGAA